Molecule: messenger RNA, 498 nt
Organism: Musa acuminata AAA Group (dessert banana)
Lineage: Eukaryota; Viridiplantae; Streptophyta; Magnoliopsida; Zingiberales; Musaceae
Product: sulfated surface glycoprotein 185-like
Exons: 1
Coding region: 1-498 (165 amino acids)
Source: RefSeq, a predicted model, not a curated record
AUGGCGUCAACCGUCAGCCUUCUCAAGGCCACCGUUUACGUCCGUCUCUGCUGCUACUCGGUGAGAGCAGGAAGCAGCAGCAGAAACUUGCGGCUUCUACAGCCCUCUCUUUACCGUCUCAAACGGCUGACACCUAAACCACUCUCUUGCUCUGCGACGCACGGCCCGUUCUCGCCUGAGGUGCCGCGGGCUCCACCGCGGGAGUGGCCUCUGCCCCCUCCCGAUGACGUGCCAGGUAUCGACAUCCCGCCGGAGAUCGUACCGCCUCCUCAGGUCGACCCGCCACAGCCGAGGACUCCGGAACCAACACCUGGGCCGGACUUUCCACGGCCGCCCAUCCCUUCCCCGCCUGAGCCUGAGAUACCGGUGCCGCCCCCGGAUAUCUUGCCACGCCAACCUCCUCCCGAGGUCCUUCCGCCGAACCCUUCGGAGAUCGAGCCGCCACUGUCGUCGUCGGAGGUCGAGACGCCCGGCACGGUCAUGGCUUCUUUGUUCUGA